AGUGAAUUCUUUGAGGGUUGUGGCAGCACAGGCUUAGCAGGAGUGGGGGAGUGGGUGCUGCAGUGAGCACCGGUGCAUUCCUUGGGCCCCUCCCGCUGAUACUGAAAGCUCUGCAGAUUACACGUGGUGCUCCGAACACCGUAAUUUCAUUAUUAGGAACAGUUGAUUUCUAAUACGGCGGAGGGUGCGACAUUCAAAUGGUGCGAGUCGCGUGCCUCUCACGAAGAGUAAACUUGCUUAAGUCCGUAAUCACUUCUAGGCUUGGAUCGCAUUGUUAGGGGGAUAGCAAAUAGUUUUAGUAAGGCCUUGUGAGGAAGGUGGGCCUGUGGUUUGGUCUAGUUUUGCUGUCAGGGAGAAGCAUGUGUUGACAGUGCAGAAGUGUCUCCCAGAACAUGGAAGAGCGAGCCUUCUGAGAAAAAAAAUAUAUAUAACACUUAUAAUGAAAGCAGAGAGCGAGGGGUGGAUUGCUCGUGGUACAGCUCAAACCUAGAUUGAACCAGUUCCUGACAUGCUAAUUCCAUAUUCAAUGAAGAAUUGCUUCCGAUUACUUUGUCAGCACAAGGUCCCAACAGCUGGCUUUAAAAGCCCACCCACACAUGGGCUCAUUUUACAAUCAGUUUCCAAUGAUGUGUAUGAAAAUCUGGCUAUAGAAGACUGGAUCCACGACCACAUACAUCUUGAAGGCAAGCCAAUUCUUUUCCUUUGGAGAAAUUCUCCGUCUGUCGUCAUCGGUAGGCAUCAGAAUCCAUGGCAGGAAUGUAACCUCCAUCUGAUGAGACAGGAUGGAAUAAAACUGGCCCGGAGGAAGAGUGGAGGAGGAACAGUGUACCACGACAUGGGUAACAUCAAUCUCACCUUCUUUACCACCAAACCCAAGUAUGACAGAAUGGAAAAUCUGAAACUAAUCGUGAGAGCUCUGAAUGCUGUCCAACCUCAGCUGGAUGUACAGCCUACCAAAAAAUUUGACCUGUUACUUGACGGGCAGUUUAAAAUCUCAGGAACCGCAUCAAAGAUUGGCCGGACUGCCGCGUACCACCACUGCACCUUGUUAUGCAGCACCAACAGGACAGCUCUGUCUUCCUCACUGAAGAGCCCUUACCGAGGGAUAAAGAGCAACGCCACCCCCAGCAUCCCUUCUGCAGUCAAAAACCUUCUGGAGAGAGAUUCCACUCUGACCUGUGAAGUUCUGAUGAGCGCCGUGGCUGCAGAGUACGCGGCGUAUCAUCAAAUUGAAAAUCAUGUUAACCUAAUAAACCCUGCAGAUGAGACGAUGUUUCCUGGGAUAAACAGCAAAGUCAAGGAACUGCAAAGUUGGGAGUGGGUAUACGGCAGGACUCCCAAGUUUAGCGUGGACACCACGUUUCACGUGCCGUAUGCGCAGGCGCAUUUGGAAAUCCAAGUGUUCAUGGACGUAAAGAACGGUCGAAUCCAAACCUGUGAUAUUAAGGCACCUGAUCACUGGCUGCCACUGGAAAUUGGUGACAAAUUAAACUCAAGUUUCAUUGGCAGCAAAUUCUGUCCCGUUGAAACCACCCUGCUGAUGAAUAUAUUACUGAGGACAUGUCCAGACGAUCAUCACUUACACAGUAAAUGGAACAUUCUGUGUGAAAAAAUCAGGGGAAUAAUGUGACCCCCAAUAACUUUCUUUACACUGGCAGUUUCAGCAAGAAAAUUUUUUAAUUACAAUUUAUUUUACAUCUCCUUAGGAAAGAAAUAGGGGUGUCAGGUUCAAACUGUUUCAGUCUUGAGGUGGCCUGUUCCUAGUUUCCACUCCUUAGCUUUUGUCACAAACUUUGACUGAUAAUCUGUUAAGAGUUUUGGCCCUUGGAAAUGAGCCUUUCAGGGCCCCGUCUUAUUUCAUUUCUCCUCUCAUUAAACUUCAGAGAAGAAGCUGUGUCCUUUUCCUUAAGGCUAACUAACUCCCUACCUGGAUUUUGUCCUCUCCUGCUUGU
This is a messenger RNA of Arvicanthis niloticus (Nile rat), 1952 nucleotides long. The record is from RefSeq and is a predicted model, not a curated record. Lineage: Eukaryota; Metazoa; Chordata; Mammalia; Rodentia; Muridae.